AUGAAAUUCGCGAUCGCAUUCACAGCCUGCCUGCUUCUGGCCAGCAGUUGCAGCGCCUUGUUUUCCAAGGGACAUAUCGAUUUCGAUUUACUGUUACGUCAUCAACACAUUGCCAUGCGAUCAUUGGUUUCCACAUAUGAUACGCCCAACGAUAUUGAAUUAGUGAACUUGUGUUUCAAUGGAUACUUGAAGGAUCAAGCAGCCGUUGUUGAUAGCUAUAAUAAAGAAUACAAUGGAUGUGUCGAUGUGGCCCAACGUCAGAAAGACAAGUUAACUGAAGAAAGCUCAGAGCAGCGUAAUGACUUGUUGUCUCGGAGCAACGAUGUGUGUCAAGCUCUGACGGUCUGCGAUGUUUACACUGACGGUCUGGAGUUCUUUGAAUGUUACAAUGGCGCAUCAAGUGACACAUACAAGGUCCUGUUCACUUUGAAUUCUGAUGCCAAUACUCAGUACACUAUUAUAAGCGCUGCUUACUUGGCUAUCGAAAGUGAUCUCAGUGUCUGUUUUGAUCAGGCACGCUUAAGCUAUGCGAAGGACAUGGACGUUGCCAAUGAGAAUUUGCAGACCUGUUUGGCUGGCGGUUCUUCGGAUACCACAGAAGAAACUACCACUGAAGAACCCACCACUGAAGAACCCACCACUGAAGAGCCCACCACUGAAGAGCCCACCACUGAAGAGCCCACCACUGAAGAGCCCACCACUGAAGAGCCCACCACUGAAGAGCCCACCACUGAACAGCCCACCACUGAACAGCCCACCACUGAAGAGCCCACCACUGAACAGCCCACCACUGAAGAGCCGACCACUGAAGAGCCCACCACUGAAGAACCCACCACUGAAGAACCCACAACUGAAGAACCCACCACUGAAGAACCCACCACUGAAGAGCCAACAACUGAAGAACCCACCACUGAAGAACCCACCACUGAAGAGCCGACCACUGAAGAGCCCACCACUGAAGAACCCACAACACCUGAGGAGACAGCACCUGAGGAAACAACGCCUGAGGAGAUAAUUCCUGAAGAAACUACUGAGAAAAGUCAAGAAGAGGAUGUGUUCAAAGCUCUGCCUUUGCUUCAAAAACAUAAUUGGCAACUGUUUAAGCGCCACUUUUAA
Messenger RNA from Scaptodrosophila lebanonensis, 1116 nucleotides. Its product is annotated as protein TsetseEP. The record is from RefSeq and is a predicted model, not a curated record. NCBI's taxonomy places the organism in Eukaryota, Metazoa, Arthropoda, Insecta, Diptera, Drosophilidae. The transcript is spliced from 2 exons. The coding region runs from base 1 to 1116 and encodes 371 amino acids.